Messenger RNA from Batrachochytrium dendrobatidis JAM81, 897 nucleotides. RefSeq lists its product as uncharacterized. The record is from RefSeq and is a predicted model, not a curated record. The transcript has a single exon. The coding region runs from base 1 to 897 and encodes 298 amino acids. Lineage: Eukaryota; Fungi; Chytridiomycota; Chytridiomycetes; Rhizophydiales.
AUGAGGUAUCUCAACUUUUCUAUUCUUGCUACGUUUUUUGCCUUGUCCAGUAGUGUCUAUGCCGCUCCACCUGUUCCAGAUAUAACGGUUAGCAUUCCCGAGGAUGAAAACACCCACAAUAGACAAGCGUUUAUCAAUGGAUUGAUGAAUCUGGCAGAUUCAGAAAUGAAACAUAUGGGCAAGCUUAUGAUUGAUGACACAAAAUACGACCCCAAUCUUAUACAACAAUACUAUAUUACUGAUGGUGGUCAUACUUAUGACAAAAGCGACUAUUGGGGACGGGAUGCGCUUGUUCAUGUGUUGCUCGAAUAUAUGCCUGAUUCACCAAACCUGGAUGAGCAGUCUGGAACUCCUGGUACUUCCACUCAACCUGGACUGAUUGGCGGACUUUGGUCAAUGAUAUGGCCUAAAGCAACGACAUCAGAUGCUUCAAGAUCUCUGGAACAAAAAAUUGAUGAUUAUCAUGCACUGGCCAAGUUGCUUUCUAGCAAAUAUCUUUUGUGGAUUAAACAAGUAGCGCUGCAUUUCGAUCAGUUGGAUGUUCGAUCCACUAGCGCUCCAACAUUAAAACUGAUCAAAGAUUUCAAACUGUCUGCUCAAAACCUUGUUAGUGUUUUUGAGAGUGAAGAGGACAAUAUACAGCAUGCUGCCAGAGUACUCAAAAAUGGUUCAAAGCUCGGAUCGCUCAAAUUGAUCAAAAAUAUAAUGGGCAAUCAUCAAAAAUUCGUUAAAAGUAUACUGGAUGACAUUACAAAACUGAUACAUGUGUAUCUGGCCACCGACCACUAUCAUUUGAUUAAACUCAAGCCUAUACUUGUUGACUGGUUCAAACUUCACAAUACAAUGGGUACCAAAGCGGAUGCCUUGAUUCAAGAGAUGGAGUCGACAAGCCGCUAA